AGGACACAACUGAGAUUGCGAGAUAUAUUUGACGUUUUUGUUUGUGAGCAUAUCGAAGAUGAUCGGUUACGUGACAAGCUUAGUUGUCCGACAUAUGUUGUUCCUGAAAUA
Molecule: messenger RNA, 111 nt
Organism: Brugia malayi
Lineage: Eukaryota; Metazoa; Nematoda; Chromadorea; Rhabditida; Onchocercidae
Exons: 1
Source: RefSeq, a predicted model, not a curated record